This is a messenger RNA of Saccharomycopsis crataegensis, 1236 nucleotides long. Its product is annotated as Rpn14 protein. Gene Ontology annotation, molecular function: protein binding. The transcript has a single exon. The coding region runs from base 1 to 1236 and encodes 411 amino acids. The record is from RefSeq and is a predicted model, not a curated record. Lineage: Eukaryota; Fungi; Ascomycota; Saccharomycetes; Ascoideales; Saccharomycopsidaceae.
AUGGAGUUACUACAUAUCCAGUCAACGUUUAGAGAUAUAAUAAAUGAUCCCGAGCUAGCUACCAAGCCUCAAAGUUUCUGGGUUUCAUUAAUGUCUGAUGACCAACAACUUAAUAGUGUCAAUUUCAAUAUAACUGUAUCCAAAGUCGAUGAUAACUUGGUAUUCCAAUCAAUUGAAGAUGCCGGAGUUACAAUGACCCAGCUAAGUAAAGAAUCCUUUGUUAUUUCUAGAAAUUCAAGAAGUUAUCAUUUGAAGAUUGCAAAGAAAUGCUAUCAUUUGCCACCAGAAAGAAUCACCAUUACCUCAUUUGACAUUUCAUCAAAGGAACUGCUUGCAAUCCUUGGAACGUCUCGUGGGGACGUUGUAGUAUAUUCAAUGAGAAGCUCUCGGGUCAUUCGGAAGUUGGAGUGCCACAAGGACUUUGAUGUUGAAAGAUGCUUAUUUUUCCCAUCAGGUGGAGUUAUAUUGACAACGGGGUUAGACAUGCAAAUCAAACUUUGGGAUUUACGAACCGGACAAAUGGCCAGGACCUUUGUGGCCCAUACUAAGAGAAUCACUGACUUAGCAAUUUUUGGUAAGACUGGUAGGAACUUUUUGUCGUGUUCUAACGAUGGGGCGGUGAAAUUGUGGGAAUGCGGGUCCGGUAAGAAUAUCAAGGAUUUCAAACGAAUCACAAAAAGUGCCGGAGUUGAAUGUUUGUGUAUAGCCCAUAACGACGAUUUGGAAAGUGAAUACGCUGAAGAACAGUAUGGUGAAUACGAAUUUGAAACAAAAGGGGUUUUAGCAUUUGCUGGUGAUGAAGGAGGAUUGAUCACGGAAUGGGAUAUAUUCAAAGGAUACCAACGACAAACAUUCUGUUCUGACGAAAGUCCUGCUGGAAGUACAACUGGGGUGGUUUUUUGGACGACAUCUACAAAGAAUUACGUGAUUGGCGGUUAUAGUAAAGGGAUUGUCAAAGUAUUUGAAUACGACAAUCCUGGAACAGUGGUAAAGCAACUACAAAUAAGUAGCGGGAUGGCCAUAAAUUUUUUGAAGAGGUUGGACAAUGAUUUGGUGAUUUCUUGUGGCAAUGAUACAUUGAUAAGCUUAGACUUCAAAAGUUGGAUCAAUGGGGUAGAAUCGGUAACUUAUUAUGGGAGUGUUGGCGAUUUUAACAAGAUAAAUGUCGGUACCAUUUGUGAUCAUCAUUUUUACACCAUAAACUAUGAUGACUUAGAUAUUGUGGAGUUUGCCUAG